GUGAACAUACCUGAUUGUAUUUUAGAAUGAAAAUUGAUUUCCUUGAAGACUACAAUGAAGUAAGAUUCGAACAACUGUCAGUUGCAGUUUCAACGUAAAGACAAUUCAGGUUGUUUUCAGACACAGUAACCUCUGUAGCUCAAUAGUAUUGCCAACCUUCCGUCAUGUCAUCUGAUGUUGCCUUGACAACCGCACUGACCAUACUCAUUAUUGUGGACAUCAGUGGUAACUGUUUGGUCUGUUGGGUCGUCAAGAGAAAUCGGGAUAUGAGGACACCGUUUAAUUGGCUGCUUGUCAAUCUAGCUUUAGCAGACAUCACAUUCGCGUUGUUCCAAGUACCGAAUCACAUUUUAACGUUCACCCCCCCUGACGGGACCAUUGGCUCAGCUUUAUGCAAAGUGCUCACCGCUGGUAAUGUGGCUUGGGUUGGGGCGGCGGCUGGAUCCAUUACUCUGGUCGUAAUAGCAUUUGAACGUUACUAUACCGUCAGGUGUCCUGUUAGUGGCAAAGGAAAACUUACCAAAAAUACAGUGAAGGUUAUCAUUCCUGCUUGUUGGAUCUUUGCAGCGGCAGCCAACAUACCUCUUUUCUUAGUUACAAAAUAUGAUGAGAAAACAGGAGAAUGUCAGUGGAACUGGCCUGAAGACUGGAUGGGUGCGGCGAAUGAGACCUCAUGGCUUGUGCUGUUGGCCUGUAUUCCUUUGACACUGAUGAUCGGCUUAUACUCGAGGGUCGUCUAUGAAUUGUGGUUUAAGCCUCGUGAUGGUCCUGAAGUCGUUUGUAGGUACAAGGGAAUACUGAGAGUGCGCAAACGAGUCACAUUGAGUGUAAUCACCGUCAGUGUUAUCUUUGGAGUCUGUUGGAUCACAGGCCUUCUUAUUUACGUCUUGAGUUACUAUAACAUUCUUGUGUUUGGUUCAGCUUCUCACGCCGUUUCUGACACUAUGUUUAUGGUUAAUUCUUGUGUCAAUCCUUUCGUGUACGCGCUGCUCAACGAACGUUUCAGGCAGAAGAUCAAGGCAAUGUUACACUGCACGUGCAAAUCAAAAAGAUACUCCCCUGCAACACACGAGCCAGCAACGAUAAUCCAUCAUAAGCACCAACUAAAUACCAAGUGAAAAUCAAAACAAUUCAGAGGAAUUCACCAUAUUAACAGUGCAUAUUUUGAAAUAUUUUUAAUCUUGAGCAACCCGACCCACUUCCCACUAAUUAGAUCCUCUCUAGGAAAUAACCGCGUAGUGUUUGGAUCAGUCCUACGAUGUACUUAGAAAUAUUAAGUUUGUAACAUGUCUUAGAUAAGUGUCGACGUUUUGCCGAUAAAGGCUGAUUGCCCAAAGUCCUAAACAUGAUCCAGGUUUAUAGGUGGAUAGGUCGAAGCUCGCCACACAACCAUUACAUGAAAUCAUUGUCCAUAUAGGAGAGGAUGAACCAAGAGAGACCGUCCUCUUCUUUUAAAAUAUGCGCAACUCCCUUAGCAAGAAAAACUUAACAUUACAUUUUAGGGUAUGGGUUCCUGUUCGGAUAAUCAGUUGCACGGAAUGAUGUACAUACUGAAGCGCAAAGUUAGGCGCCUCAUCCUCCCUUGCUCAUGUAUUUAUAGUUUUAUUUAAGUGGCACUUAAACUUGUUUCUUUUGCUUAAUAUUUGAUUUUUGAGAAGAAAUAACAACGAUAAGAAAUAUUCAUCGUUAACUUUA
Pocillopora damicornis (cauliflower coral) is the source of this 1695-nucleotide messenger RNA. Its product is annotated as allatostatin-A receptor. Gene Ontology annotation, biological process: G protein-coupled receptor signaling pathway. The record is from RefSeq and is a predicted model, not a curated record. NCBI's taxonomy places the organism in Eukaryota, Metazoa, Cnidaria, Anthozoa, Scleractinia, Pocilloporidae. Gene Ontology annotation, cellular component: membrane. Gene Ontology annotation, molecular function: G protein-coupled receptor activity.